CUGGGCCCUAGGUGCUCACGAAACAAACGCAAAGUCAAGCCUUAUCAUUUAGUGUCCACUGUACGCCUUGUGCACCCGGCUUGGCCCAGCAAGAUUAGUGAAGAGCAGGUGACUGGGACAAACGAAAUUUUCUCAGCGAUUGGGAAUGUCGCACGUCAAGAGGCUCGUGCUUUCCAUAGUCCAGUUCCUACGUCAGCAACUCCAGACCGCUGACCUGACCGCAGACGCCAAGGAGAGCUUGGAAGUUGCUGUACAGUGUCUGGAGACUGCCUACGGAGUCAGCCCCGAGGACCUUUCAAAUGAGAGCCUGGUAGUGUCGAGGUCGCUACUAGAAAUCUUCCGUGACGCACUUCCUCGAGAACAUGUACAGACUAGCUGUGAAAAUGUACCUGAGCCAACCGAAGCACAGAAAGUUGAAGCUGAGAAGUACAAGCAGGAGGGCAACAACAUGAUGAAGCUUGAAAUGUACACAGCCGCUCUGGAGUGCUAUACGAAGGCCAUUAGCCUGGAUGGACGCAAUGCUGUCUACUACUGUAACAGAGCCGCAGCCCACAGCAAGCUCAAUAACCACCUUGAUGCCAUUGAGGACUGCCAGAGAGCGUUGGAGAUCGACCCCAAGUACGGCAAGGCAUAUGGUCGAAUAGGUUUAGCAUAUGCCAGUCUAAACCAGCACCAGAAGGCAAAGGAAUGCUACCAGAAGGCAGUAGAACUCGACCCUGAGAACCAGAGCUACGUCAACAACCUUCGAGUUGCCGAGGAAAAACUCCGUGAGCUGUCGAGCCCCGGAAACGGCGAUACGCAAAGGCCCGCAGGUGGUGGUGGCGGCGGUGGUGGCGGCCUAGACUUUGGAACCUUACUGAAUAACCCCACGCUCAUGAACAUGGCUGCCACACUAAUGCAAGACCCCAACAUGCAAAACAUCAUGAGCGGACUCAUGUCUGGCGGUCUGAGCCAAAACACGGGUGGAGGACUGGAUGCACUCCUUCAAGCGUAAGCAUUUGGCAUCACUGCA
Messenger RNA from Rhipicephalus sanguineus (brown dog tick), 1012 nucleotides. RefSeq names its product small glutamine-rich tetratricopeptide repeat-containing protein beta. Lineage: Eukaryota; Metazoa; Arthropoda; Arachnida; Ixodida; Ixodidae. The record is from RefSeq and is a predicted model, not a curated record. The transcript has 10 exons. Bases 146 to 994 code for a protein of 282 amino acids. Gene Ontology annotation, biological process: post-translational protein targeting to endoplasmic reticulum membrane. Gene Ontology annotation, cellular component: membrane; TRC complex. Gene Ontology annotation, molecular function: molecular adaptor activity; protein binding.